Trypanosoma brucei brucei TREU927 is the source of this 2049-nucleotide messenger RNA. Its product is annotated as calpain-like cysteine peptidase; cysteine peptidase, Clan CA, family C2. Gene Ontology annotation, biological process: proteolysis. Lineage: Eukaryota; Euglenozoa; Kinetoplastea; Trypanosomatida; Trypanosomatidae. The record is from RefSeq and is a predicted model, not a curated record. The transcript has a single exon. Bases 1 to 2049 code for a protein of 682 amino acids. Gene Ontology annotation, molecular function: calcium-dependent cysteine-type endopeptidase activity.
AUGAGCUCGCGUAACGGCAGCCUCGCUGGAUGCUACGUGGAUGAAUUCGAUGAAGCCGCCACUACCAAACCUGAAACGAGCAGCAUUUACCGCUACGGCCGACCCGUAUACGAGGGGACGCCAACUGCAUGCUUCGAGGGCGGGUUGUUGUUUCGGAUUGUGGAAGAAGGUAAGAACAACCGCUGGUCUUUUUACAAUGACACGCCAAGCAACCAGAUGCGCGUGGAGGUUAUUUUUGGAGCAAAUUCUGCUAUUAAGGCCCUUGGCAACACAAGCCUAAUAAAACUACCCGAUGGUUCCUACAAGGGUACCGUAACGGUGUACCCAUUAGAGACAGAGGUGUUCGUUGAAGGUAAGUGUGACACUUACGAGAGCAACAUCGUUGCGGAGGAGCUUUCAACGGAGUACUUGCAAGAUGUAGCGGUACAGAAUGCGAAGGUAAUCGAAAAGGAAACGCAAGAAGUGAGCAAGUUGGGAGGGGAGAAUUCCUCACCAGACGACACGCUAGCAGCGUGCAUUGCAAAGAAGACAAAGUUUGUUGACUUAAUUUUUCCACCCGGGCAGGAGUCCCUGCAAAUCGGUACUCCGCACAAGCUGAAAGUGAUACCGUGGGAACGACCAAGCAUGUACCUUUCCGAUGAAAAUGCCCUGCACGCGCGCUUAUUUCGUAACAAUAUCCACCCGGGAAACAUCGAUGAAGGUGAGCUGGGAGAUUCGUGGUUUACGGGGGCUUUGGCUUGCAUGGCCGAGUUCCCGGACCGGGUGCGCGAUAUGUUUCGUCACCCACGGAGCAUCGAGGAGGGAAAGAAUGAACGCGAAAUAGGUGCGUACCGCGUCACCUUCAAUAAGGAUGGAUGGUGGACCAACGUGAUUAUUGACGAUUACUUACCAUGCUCCGGUGGACAUCCCAUGUUCGCCCGGUCGUACGGGGAUCCGAUGGAGUUAUGGGUCUCAUUGGCACAAAAGGCCUACGCCAAGCUGCAUGGUGGUUACGGUUUCCUCGUCGUAGGCGACCCACUCCGCGCGCUUCAGGACCUUACUGGCUUCCCCUGCUCGUCCUUUAACACCGCCUUUGAGAAUGCCAAAAUGAACGGAGGGGAGGAACUGUUUGUCCAUUUAUUGCAAUACGGACAGACGAGCUAUCAGACAAUACUGACCGUCCCCACAAGGGGAGCCUUGAAGCUGCAAGGAGCGAGUGUCGAGGCAUAUGAGGCCACUGGGCUUUUACCGGGGCAUGUAUACACAGUGUUAAGUGUAAUGCCCUUUCCGGAAUACAACCUUCGCCUGUUGCUGCUGCGCAAUUCGUGGGCCAAUCAUUCGAAACACCGAUGGAAUGGGGCAUGGAAAAGGGGUAGUGAGAAGUGGAAACAGUACCCAGGCGUGGCGGCAGCUUGUGCUGGGGCAUGUGAUGCAGAUGGUGUUCUCUGCGUUGAGUGGUCAGAGGCUCUUGCUCUUUUUGCCGGGUGUGGUGUUUGCUUCGUACAAGACACCCCGUAUGACUACCGUAUUCGUGGGUGCUUCCAGAAAGCUAUACCGAGUGUUUGCCUUGAGAUCAGUGUCUCUGUACCCAUUGUGCUGUGCCUUUCGCUAACCCAGGAGGGCUGCCAUGGCACAGACAAGGCGGAUUACUCACCCAUCAUGCUCAGUGUUGCUCAUGGUUCUGGCUGUAACCAAAUUAUGACUGUUGAAGCGAACAGUGGCUUCGACGCGGACCAUCCCAAUCCGGGUUUCACCUUCUUUGAAACACGUGAGGCGAACAUGUUCUUUCAUAUGAUACCGGAGAAGUCCCCUUACCUCAUCAUACCACGAACCAUGACACCUUACAAGGAAUUGUCUUAUGUGCUUAGUAUUCACAGCCCAGUGGAGAUCGGCACACCGGAAAGUGCCGUAUUUGUCGCAUUUCGGACACUGGCACCCGAAUGUGGUGUCUUCGCCAACUGUAGGAACUUCCAAGUGCAAGGAAGCACCUGCCAGGCGGAGUUCCAGGCUCGCGGAACAGAACAGUUUUUCCCUGAUAUCUAUCUUGGUAACUCUAUUGAGCUGUCCUAA